This is a messenger RNA of Diospyros lotus (date-plum), 729 nucleotides long. RefSeq names its product cyanate hydratase. Gene Ontology annotation, molecular function: cyanate hydratase activity; DNA binding. The record is from RefSeq and is a predicted model, not a curated record. The coding region runs from base 40 to 522 and encodes 160 amino acids. Lineage: Eukaryota; Viridiplantae; Streptophyta; Magnoliopsida; Ericales; Ebenaceae. The transcript is spliced from 4 exons.
GAGAGGCUGCGUGUUUUGCAUCUGCUUCGAUCAGGAGCAAUGGAGAAAACGGCCGUGGUGACGUCGUUGCAGGCCGUGAAGCAGAAGUCCGGCAAGACGCACGGCCAGAUAGCGGCGGAGACGGGCCUCACAAACGUCUACGUGGCGCAGCUAUUGCGGCGCCAAGCACAGCUCAAGCCGGAGACUGCCCCAAAGCUCAAGUUGGCCCUGCCCGAGCUUCCCGAUCAUCUGCUCCAAGAGAUGAUGCUACCCCCCAUGAGGUCCUACGACCCCAAUUUGAUCCAAGAACCCUCUGUUUACAGACUGAAUGAAGCCGUAAUGCAUUUUGGUGAGAGCAUCAAGGAAAUUAUUAAUGAGGAAUUUGGAGACGGCAUCAUGUCAGCUAUAGAUUUCUAUUGCUCGGUUGACAAAGUUAAAGGAGUGGAUGGGAAGGACCGCGUGGUUGUAACUUUUGAUGGCAAAUACCUGCCCUACACUGAACAGAAAUCUGAAGAUAUGGUCUCAAGAUCUCAAGGAAAUUAAAGAUGAUAUGGCUCUUCAGCUGGUAAAGGAAGUUUCUUCGUCACUCAUAGCUUUAAACUUGCAUUGUCCGUCCUCUAUGGCCCUUAAAAUAGUGUUCAUCAUUGAGCUGUUUGUAUCUGCACUUGCAAGAACAUAUGAACUUCACGCGUGUAUGUGUGCUUGUGAUGGGUACUCAAAUAACUCGUAGUAAAUCAUGCUUUGCACUCA